Molecule: messenger RNA, 672 nt
Organism: Entamoeba invadens IP1
Lineage: Eukaryota; Evosea; Mastigamoebida; Endamoebidae
Exons: 3
Coding region: 1-672 (223 amino acids)
Source: RefSeq, a predicted model, not a curated record
AUGCGAACAUGGUUCUACACUGAAAAACACCGGAAGGCAUGUCUUGAGAGUGUCCAUUUGUUCAAACUGUCAGAAGAAAACAAUUUAGAAACGACAACAGAAACGACGUCUUCCCUUGUCGAAAAAGUCUCGGGGAUUAAUAACCUUGCGCAAGCCAUAUUCUCAUUGUUUAACAUCAUUCUCUCGAAAUUAAAACCAGAACACUUCAUUGUGUUGUUUAAUAAGCUCACAACAGUGUUUAACAACCUCUUCAAUUUGUUUGACAAACAUGUGGAAGUUAUCGACAAAAUUGCGAACUCCGAGACUCUUGUUGAGAUCUACGACUUGUUUGUUGUACAACUUUUCGAGAUGUUUUUAGCAAUCUUUUUAGUCGACGAAGAGCACAGAAAGCUCAUCACGACUUCAUUCUUCUCUUUUGUGGAGAGUGUGCUCACUCAAUUUGUUGAUAACAAGUGUGAGUUUUCUUUGAGUGUUCCAAAGAGCGUUGUCUUAUCCUUUUUGACUCAGAUGCUCAAGAUUCAAGAUGAUGCAGUCUACUUUCAAAUGUCUGAUUAUAUCUAUACAAUUGUUGUCGAUAUGAUCCUCACAAAAGACGACGACACCCGUGAAUUAAUUCGGUCUGUUUUAUCCCGUCAUAGGAAAAACUCAAUUGCCAAGAGUGUUUCUAAAUAA